AUGUAUGCGAUUCAUGAUACUAUGAAAUCAGCUAAAUAUGCUAGAGAAGCAAUUCAUGAUAGAUUAACAUUAUAUUCUACGUCAUCAUCAAUUUCAAUAAACGGUGUAAAACCUUUAAGAAGAAAAUAUUCAAAUACUGAAUUGAUACCAACAACUGAAAAUAAAGCAAAAUCAAUAAUUGAAUGUGUUCCAUUAGAAACUUGUCAAGGUCAUUUUAUAAAUUCAAAAACCAAACAAAGAAUAUUAUUAAAAGGUAUUAAUAUUGAUUCUCAAACAAAAAUACCGACAAAACCAUAUAUGCCAUCGUAUGAAGGUGAUUCCUCAGAUCCAAAUAAUAUAUUUUUCGAUGGUGAUAAUGUUUCAUUUAUAGGCAGACCAUUUCCAAUUGAAGAAGCAAAAGAUCAUUUACAAAGAAUUAAAAAUUGGGGUUAUAAUACGAUUAGAUAUUUGAUUACUUGGGAAGCCAUUGAACAUAAAGGUCCAGGAAUCUAUGAUAUUGAAUUUAUAAAUUAUACUAUAGAGAUUUUAAAAAUAAUUGGUGAAAUUGGUGGUUUAUAUGUAUUUUUAGAAUUUCAUCAAGAUGUUUGGUCAAGAUUUAGUGGUGGUAGUGGAGCUCCAAUGUGGACUUUUUAUGCUGCAAGUUUAGAUCCUAAAAAUUUUGUUAAAACUGAAGCUGCUAUUUUACAUAAUGAUCCAAGAUUUCAUGAUUCUUCAGAUACUUAUCAUAAAAUGUUAUGGACUUCAAAUUAUAAAAGAUUAGCUUCAUUAGUUAUGUUUACUUUAUUUUAUGCUGGUAAUAACUAUUUCCCAAAUUUAUUAAUUAAUGGUGAAAAUAUUCAAGAUUAUUUACAAAAUCGAUUUUUUAAUUCUAUAAAUAUUAUAUGGAAGACAAUAAAUGAAAAACUACCUGAAUUAAUUGAAAAUGGUACUAUAUUAGGUUUUGAAUCAAUGAAUGAACCAAAUUGUGGAUUAAUAGGUCAUCCAGAUUUAGGUGUAUUGCCUGAUUAUCAACAAUUACGUGUUGGUACUACUCCAACUGCAUUUGAAACAAUGAAAUUAGGUAUGGGUUUUACUGUUGAAGUUGAUGAAUAUAGAAUUUCAGUUACUGGUCCAAGAAAAUAUGGUACUAAAAUUGUUGAUCCAAAAGGCACAAAAGCAUGGCUUUCACCAGAAGAAGCUAAAAAAUUAGAUGCAAAAUAUGGUUUUAUAAGAAGUGGAAAUUGGAAUAUUGGUAACUGUAUUUUUGCAAAUGAAGGUAUAUGGACAUGGAAUCAUAAAUUAAAUUUAAAUAAUUUACCAAAUUUAACUCAAGAACAAAGAUUAGAAGUUACAUCAAAAUGUGAAUUAAUAGAACCCAAAUUUUUCAGUGAUUCAAAAUAUUUUAAAAAUUUUACUGGUCCGGUACCAAAAAUUAUUGAUACUGAAUAUUUUGUGAAUAGUAAUUUUGUUGAACAUUUUGUUAAAUUUAAGAAUGUUAUAAGGGAAAUUAAUCCCAAUGCAUUUGUAUUAUUAUCAGUACCAGUUUUGGAAUUACCACCAAAUAUUAGAAGAGAUUCAAGAAAAAUUAUAGAUGAAAAAACAGUUUAUUGUCCACAUUAUUAUGAUGGAUUAUCAUUAAUGUUUAAAAGUUGGAAUACAAAAUAUAAUGUUGAUACAUUGGGUAUUAUGAGAUGUAAAUAUUUAAAUCCAGUAUUAGGUAUUGUUUUUGGUGAACGUGCAAUCAGGAACUGUAUCAAGAAUCAAUUUAUUGAAAUGAGAAAAGAAUGUAAUGAAAAUCUAGGUGAGAUUCCAAUUUUAAUGUCUGAAACUGGUAUGCCAUUUGAUAUGGAUGAAAAAAGAUCAUAUCGUAAUGGUAAAUAUAUUUCACAAACUGCUGCAUUAGAUGCAAUUAUAAAUGCCCUUGAAGGUGCUCAUAUGUCUCAUACUUUUUGGUGUUAUAAUUCUUCAAAUAAUCAUAAAUGGGGAGAUAAUUGGAAUAAUGAAGAUUUUUCAUUUUGGUCACCCGAUGAUCGAAAUUUAUCAUUUGAAGAAGAUUUAAUAAUUAAUAGUUCAAAAGCAUCAAGAUUAAUUAGUAAAGCCACAAAAAUGGGACAAUCAAGUUCAACAAGUUCAAGAUUAAGUCUGAGAUCAACUGCAGAUUCUGAAAAUUUUGAAUAUGAAUCAGAUUGUUCUUCAAUUAUAUCAUCAACUACAUCAAAUGUAUUUUCAAGACAAUUGAAAAAAUGUUUCCCUUCACCAGAUGGUGUUAGAGCAAUUUCUGCAGUUGUUCGUCCUUAUUUAGUUUCAAGUUUUGGUAAAAUUGUAGCCCAAGAAUUUGAUAUUAAAUCUGUAAAAUAUUCAUUACAAAUUAAUAUUAAAAAUGCUAAAAAACCAAGUAUAAUCUUUGUACCUAAAUGGCAUUAUCCAUUUUUAGAUUAUGGUGAUAUUUAUUUAACGUCUGGUUCAAUUAAAUAUAAUGAAGAAUUACAAUAUAUUGAAUGGCAUCAUGAUGAUGAUGAAAAUAAUAAUGAAGAUAAUAUGACAGAAACAAUUAUAAUUAAAAAUAAUAGUGGAUCAUUAGAAGAAGCUAAAAUGGAUGGUAGACAAUUACAAUGUCCAAUUACAUAA
Insectozyma verbasci is the source of this 2607-nucleotide messenger RNA. NCBI's taxonomy places the organism in Eukaryota, Fungi, Ascomycota, Pichiomycetes, Serinales, Debaryomycetaceae. The record is from the annotation of a GenBank genome assembly.